Messenger RNA from Medioppia subpectinata, 538 nucleotides. Lineage: Eukaryota; Metazoa; Arthropoda; Arachnida; Sarcoptiformes; Oppiidae. The record is from the annotation of a GenBank genome assembly.
GGCUAUAAGACUCCGAUUGUCAAUACAUUAGUUUGCGGUAAAGUUAGGCAACAAUUGGGCGGAAAGUUACAGUAUAUGGUGGUCGGCAGCGCACCCCUCUCUCCACAACUACAGGCGCUCAUUAGGUGUGCGGUUGACGUCACACUAAUCCAUGGCUACGGCACGACCGAGACGUGCGGCGCCGCCCUGGCCACCGAUUUCAACGACCUAUCCUACGGCCGAGUGGGCGCCCCUCUAAACGGUGUCAAAAUCAAACUGUUAGACUGGGAAGAGGGCGGGUAUUCGCCCAGCGAUCGGCCCCACCCGAGGGGCGAGAUCUGUGUCGGCGGCAAAAUGAUAACAAACGGUUACUACCGGUUGGACGCCAUGAAUGAGCAAAGCUUUUAUGUCGAUCCCGACACCGGUUUGCGAUGGUUUAUGACCGGAGAUAUCGGCGAGAUUUACACCGACGGCACCGUUAGGAUUAUUGAUCGCAAAAAGGAUCUCAUUAAAUUGUCCAAUGGAGAGUUCGUGUCGUUGGGAAAAGUGAGCUAGCUCU